Messenger RNA from Saccoglossus kowalevskii, 4267 nucleotides. Its product is annotated as epsin-2-like. The record is from RefSeq and is a predicted model, not a curated record. Gene Ontology annotation, biological process: endocytosis. Gene Ontology annotation, cellular component: plasma membrane; endosome; clathrin vesicle coat. Gene Ontology annotation, molecular function: clathrin binding; phospholipid binding. NCBI's taxonomy places the organism in Eukaryota, Metazoa, Hemichordata, Enteropneusta, Harrimaniidae.
GUAUGUUCAGGUUCACCCGAUGCAUUAUUAGUUUGGCAUAGUAUUUCAGCAAUACUGACGUCGAAAUCAAAUCUCUACAAUUAUCGUGAAACACGCUUUGCAACAUGCAAUACAACAUUAAUGCUCAUAAAUUGUGAAACGAAUCACUUCGGCAAUCUUCGGAUACUACUCGACGGCUGUUCCAAUUACUUCUUCCUGUUUCAUCAGGUUUGAUCUUGAAAGGGAGGCGCCAUCUUGAUUUGUUCGGUGUUCUACCCGCUUUGCUCGUCGGAGCUGUGCCUCUUUCGCGAGCCAUCGAAUUCAUCGUACCUGUGACAAUUCUGAGUCGAACAUCAUCUAUAAGGGUCAACAUUACACACACAGCAAACAGAGUGUUAGCGGCGGACAGUCGACGCACGUCGCCAUCUUGGAUAUACAGCCAGUGUGAUGUCAUUCUGCCGAAGAAACCAUAUCUCUUCCGGGAAAUCGUGAAGUUUACUUCUGGACUGAUUCAUACAAUUUGUGUUUAUUUGAACAAUUUCACUUGUUGUCACAAUGCCUAUCAGACGGCAACUCAAAAAUGUUGUGAACAAUUACACGGACUCGCAGGUCAAAGUGCGUGAGGCAACCUCCAAUGAUCCAUGGGGUCCAUCUAGUUCAUUGAUGACCGAAAUUGCCGAUCUCACAUACAAUGUUGUUGCAUUCUCUGAGAUUAUGGCGAUGCUGUGGAAACGUUUGAACGACCACGGCAAGAAUUGGCGGCAUGUCUACAAGUCGCUUGUCGUUUUGGAUUAUAUAAUAAAAACGGGCUCAGAACGUGUUGCGCAGCAGUGCAAAGAAAAUAUCUUUGCUAUACAAACAUUGAAAGAUUUCCAGUUCAUUGAUAGAGAUGGCAAAGAUCAGGGAGUAAAUGUUCGGGAGAAAUCCAAGCAGUUGGUGUCGCUUUUGAAAGAUGAUGAGCGACUGAAACAAGAGCGAGCCAGAGCAUUGAAAGCCAAGGAGAGAUUUGCACAGGCAUCAUCGGGUAUUGGGAGCAAUUCAGAAUAUGGAAAAGAGUCAACUGAAAGAACUGGAGGAUAUCAGACAGGUGGUACUCCUGAUAAUCAAAACACAGACCCUGCGUCAGAGUCUGCUACCACUCCCCCAGUAAAUCCAGGAGAAUUAGAACAAGCUCGCCCUCAGACAACUGGAGAGGAAGAACUGCAGCUGCAGUUGGCCUUGGCAAUGAGCAAAGAAGAAGCAGAUGAAAGUGAUCGUCAGAAACGAAGUGAUGAUGUCAGAUUGCAGAUGGCCUUGAAUGAGAGUUUAGAUGAAAAACCGGAGGUUGUCAGUGGAGGAGGAGGGGGAGGAAGUGCAUUGUUAGAUCUGACUGAACCUCUUCCUGUUAGAGCUGCUACAAUGCCUACAUCUGAUCCAUGGGGUGCAGUUGAGACAGAUGUCGCCCCUGUUGCUGCCGACCCUUGGGGAUCUCCAGCUGUAGUAGCACCACCACCAGCAGCAGCACCACCACAACCUAAUCCUUGGGGAGAACCCAUUGUGUCACAGUCACCACCACCACCUCAACCACCACAUCGCGUAGCUACAGAUCCAUGGGGGUCUCCAGCCCUACCUAGUCACAGAUCAGCGUCGCCUGCUGCUGAUAUAUGGGGGUCGCCACCAGUCACGAGUAACGUAGCUACCAGUCAAGCAGCUGCCUGGGGAGGUGAAUCUUCAACAGAUCCUGAUGCUGAUUUUGAUAGCAUUCGUAUCGGGGGUGGUAUUGGGAAUAAUGAUCCUUUCGGAGGUCCUCCAGCUGCUAGUGCUAUGCCUGUUGAUAACAUGUUUGAUAUGGGAUCAAUGGGCGUAGCCUUAUCAUCCAACAGUCAAGACGAGAAAAAGAAAUCAGCAUCUGAUUUCCUUGGUGAAAACUCCAGUUUGGUGAACUUGGACUCUUUGAUUGGACCAACUCCACAGCAGCAAGUAGCCCAGCCAGGAUCUACAAAUCCGUUCGCAGUGAACACAACAUCAAAAUCCACCAAUCCAUUCCAAGUGCAGCACUCGGCAUCUCCAACGUUGAACCAGAUGAAGCAACCCGCAACUAUGCCUAUGACCGCAUACGGCUCACAACUGCCGCAGCCUAUGCUCCCAGCAGCCAAUGUACCCCAACAGCAGCAGCAAUCAACCAAUCCCUUUCUCUUCUAGAGAACGUCAUCAGACUAGACAUUAAUAUAAAGUAAAGUCUCUUGAUCAAUAGAAGUCUUUAUUUGGGUUACUUCAAUGUAUAAGGCUUUACACACUCAAAACAUUGUAUUCUUUGUAAAAAAAAAAAAAAAAACUAAAAUAAAAUGGUAACUGUAGGCAUAACAUAGUUAAAAUCGUAAUUAAAAAUGUAUAUACAUCUCUGCAUGCAUAAUGAAAUCUCAAAUAUUUAUCACUGAAUAAAUAAACGCAUAUUGAAAUGUACGGUGCAUGGAACAUUUUAAAUAUGUUUAAAUAACACCUAGACUAGGAUUAUGUUGAUGAGUGUGUUAUUCUGCAAAGGCAUGGAUUCUACAGAGCUGAACUAUGGACAACAUUCUGCAGCUGCUAACAGUCUGUUGGUUGAUUCAUCCCCCACUAUGAUGAUGUUGCUGCUGCAGCAGCACGUGUACAAUAAUGCAACUGAUCUUGUUCCACACUGGUAGAUGGUUGCAAAGCAAAACUAAUAAAAUCUGUACACAUACAUGAAGUAGUGUUCAUGCAAUACAGAUUAUCGAUGGGAAAGUGUUAAUAUCCAUGGUUCGUAUUUUUAGUCUCGAACAUGCAGAUGCACAUGGCAUUGCAUUUAUAUAUAAUGUUGCAUUUUUGAAAGCUCAAACAUAUAGCUAUGAUUCCAUAGUAGUGUUCUGCAUGUUUUGCGUUUGUUGGCGCCUUUGGAGUUCAAAUGCGAAACGUGCAAGUCUGAGUUUAUUCUGUGUCUUUGCCAUGUACAGCGGAGACAGCAGAUGUGUCUAGAAAUAGUGUCUGUAUUGUCAUGAAAAAAAUGUUCUCAUCAUUGUGUUGUACUUAAUUUAUUCAUAGCUUUACCAGUCUUGUGAAUAUCUUUCCCAUAUUUUAAUGGAAAUGUAUUUGAUUUGCCCUCCUUCAGUUUUGGAUAUUAUUUUGAAUGAAAGAAAAGAUUUCUUAUAAACAGUCUUCUCACAAAUCUAGAGAAGUCAAGUCAAUUCUAUCCGUUCUUAAGUGUGGUUAUAGGUCACAUUUUUUAAAUGUGCGACUCUCGGAUUUCUAAAGGUUAUUUGGAACAUGGAGGUUCGGAGAAUAUCUAAAAUAGUCUCUCAGUAGCGUACAAUGUGUUUACAUGAAGUGAUUUGCAUUUAAAAAAAAAUGUCGUAGAGUUUAAAGUAAGUUUCUCUGCCAUUGAGCUUCAGCAAUAACUUUAUUCCAGUGUAACCAACUUUAUUUUUUUCUUGUUGCCAGGAUAAUAUUGUAUGCUAACAAAUUAAAACCUGUAUAUUCAAAAAUGUUUAAAAACUACCUUGAUCUGGCGUGUUUUAUCUGUAUUAAUGAAUAAUUCUCUGUAUUAAUAUUUUAUGAAAAAAAAUGUUUAAGGCAUCACCUGCUGGACGUUUCCAUGGAUAGCUAAAAUGAAAAGUGGAAAAAACAAUGAUGUCAAGUUUUAUUGUUUACCGACAUGAAGAUUAACUGCAGUCACCGAGUAAGGUGUACAGCUAUGUACAGUUUAAGUUUAGAAUCUGCAUGCCUUCUCAUAAAUGAGAUUCAUUUGAUUAAUUGGCAAGUCAAGAUGAAAAUAUAGUUGGCAUUUGAUCAAGGUUGGAAUCGGUGAUGCUGGCGAAUAUUGAAUACUAGUCUGUUAAUUUGGAACUUCAAGUCAAUAAAAGCAUGGCAUGUACUAAAGUUAAUAUUGUGUUUGCAAAUGGUUAGUAGUUAUUCUGUCAAGUGGAAUUGUACAUUUUUUUUUCCACCAACGCCAUGUGGAUAUGAAGUCUUGUUAAAUAUUUGCUUCAAGCAAAGAUAGUCAAAACUGUCCAUUAGCAGUGUUCUCGCAAUGUAGAAUAGAUUUCCAGUUCUCAAAUAGAAUUGUUUUGUAAAGAAGUGUCACAUAGCUUAACAGCCUUUUUUCACCGACAUGUAUAGACUUAAAAUAAUUGACUAGCUAUUUUAAAGACGUAUUCUGAAAAUGUAUUGUACCAACUAAAAUUGGUACUGAUAUUGGGUAUGCUUGUUUAUAUAUUUGAAAAAGUAAAAUGUAUCUAUGAAAGAAGUGUAUUUGAAUGUGUUGCAAUGAAUGAAUAAAUAACACAAAACAUAA